This is a messenger RNA of Scomber japonicus (chub mackerel), 1095 nucleotides long. RefSeq names its product paired box 1a (gene pax1a). The record is from RefSeq and is a predicted model, not a curated record. Gene Ontology annotation, molecular function: DNA-binding transcription factor activity, RNA polymerase II-specific; RNA polymerase II cis-regulatory region sequence-specific DNA binding. Bases 1 to 1095 code for a protein of 364 amino acids. Lineage: Eukaryota; Metazoa; Chordata; Actinopteri; Scombriformes; Scombridae. Gene Ontology annotation, biological process: anatomical structure development; regulation of transcription by RNA polymerase II. The transcript is spliced from 5 exons.
AUGGUGGAGGAGCAAACCUAUGGAGAGGUGAACCAGUUAGGCGGCGUGUUCGUCAAUGGCAGACCCCUACCCAACGCCAUACGGUUGAGAAUAGUGGAGCUGGCUCAGCUUGGGAUCAGACCCUGCGAUAUAAGCCGACAGCUCCGAGUCUCCCACGGCUGCGUGAGCAAGAUUUUGGCGAGGUACAACGAGACGGGAUCCAUCUUACCCGGUGCCAUUGGAGGGAGCAAACCACGGGUCACGACGCCUAACGUGGUGAAAAAUAUCAGGGAAUACAAACAAAACGACCCCGGGAUCUUUGCCUGGGAGAUCCGGGACAGGCUUUUAGCCGAUGGAGUUUGUGACAAGUACAAUGUCCCGUCGGUUAGCUCUAUCAGCAGGAUUUUACGCAACAAGAUUGGAAAUCUCUCCCAGCCCAACCAAUAUGAGAGCAGUAAGCAAGCUUCCAUGCAGGCCGGGCUCUCGUACAAUCACAUAUACCCUUAUUCCUACUCCAACACCAUGUCGCCCACUGGCACUAAAAUGGGCAGCCCUCCUGGAGUACCUGUGACGGCUGGACAUGUGAGCAUAUCCAGGGCCUGGCCUUCUGCACACACCGUCAGUAACAUCCUCGGUAUACGAGCCUUCAUGGAUCCUGCAGCCAUUGCUGGAACGGAGGGGUACCCACCAAAAAUGGAGGACUGGAGUAGCGUCAACAGAGCAGCUUUCCCCGCGGCACACACGGUCAACGGGAUUGACAAAUCAGCCAUUGACGCGGACAUAAAAUAUGGACAGCCAUCUUCGACACUGUCCAGUUAUGUCUCGGCGUGCGCUUAUUCCCCCACCAAUCAGUACGGGGUGUACAGCGGGCCAGCAGGCGGCUACGUAGCCCCGGGGCACCACCACUGGCAGCCGCAGAGCCCGGCCCUGUCCCACCCAGGCAGCGGGAUGAGCAUGCAUGCAGGGGAGAUCCACUCGCCGAUGGCCUUCAAGCAUCAGGCCCGAGAAGGAGAGAGAAAACCGCCCAGUCCCCUGAGCAAGCAACAGCAGCAGCAGCAGCAACAUGAAGACUUGAACAGUGUGCAUGGACUCAGUCUCCCUACCUCAUCAUCAUAA